AUUUGGGCUCGUUUCUCUCGUGUGUGAGUCUUGAAGACUGUUGUUGACAUCUUAGGCCUUAGGCGUAGACGUUGUUAAGUGUGGCCUUGAUGGGGUCACGCUGUCGACACGUGGUGCUGACGGGACCCCCAGGUGUAGGGAAGACGACCUUGGUUCGGAAGAUUGUGUCGGAUCUGCAGGCAGCUGGGAUAACCUGUGAAGGAUUUUAUACACAAGAAUUACGGCAGGGAGGGAAGCGUGUCGGCUUUGAUGUUGUCACUCUGAAUGGCAAGACAGGUGUAUUGGCCAGAGCCAAACCAGACAGCGGCAACAGGCGAGAACACCGUGUGGGGCAAUACGUUGUUGAUCUUCCUGCUUUUGAGUCUCUCGCGCUCCCUCUACUUCAGACUCGGGGUACCAGUCCUCAUAUCAUGGUGUUGGAUGAGAUUGGAAAGAUGGAGAUGUUCAGCCAAGGAUUUGUGCGCGGAGUACGUCACGUUAUGUCGCAACCAAACCUGACGCUCCUCACCACUAUUCCCAUUCCAAAAGGCAAACCAAUUCCACUCGUUGAAGAAAUUCGAAACCACCCAGAUGUUCUUCUAGUAAAUUUGACACGAGAAAAUAGAGAUGAUGGCAGUCUUCAUGAAAAGAUUUUGACUGUACUGUCAACGUCACUUAAAAAUUGAUGGGCUGUGUGUUGCCUGGAGGCCCUAUGGUCAGAAGUAUAAUUUGAAUACACUGUAUAGCAAGUUGAAAAAGCAAAUCACUUAGAUAUUGGAAACAUUAUUGAUGGGGUUCUAGUGCUUCGUGCUUUACUUACAAUAUGGUUUCAAUAAAACAAUUGACAAUUCCUGGAAGUUCCAAUAUGGAAAAAGUGUUGAUUAUUUGACACCAACAGUGGAAGUAAGGGUGUUGUGUUAAACUGAGAGGGCUUAGUAUUUUAUUUGUGACAUGAAACAUUGUUUUAUGCUAAGAUUACAUCUUAUAAAGCUUCGACCAUAUUCUUGAAGAUGUGUGGUAGGCCAAGUGUGCUAGUUUUGAUCAUUUGCAAUUAAUUUAAAAUGUUUGUAUUCAAUAAAAAUACAGUAGUA
Messenger RNA from Procambarus clarkii (red swamp crayfish), 1070 nucleotides. Its product is annotated as cancer-related nucleoside-triphosphatase homolog. The record is from RefSeq and is a predicted model, not a curated record. Gene Ontology annotation, molecular function: ATP hydrolysis activity. NCBI's taxonomy places the organism in Eukaryota, Metazoa, Arthropoda, Malacostraca, Decapoda, Cambaridae.